UAUGCCCUCAAGGACAUAUGCCCUGUUUGCCCUUUUUCUUCACGUUCCUGUCCGUUCAAUAUGCUAUUCACUCUUCAGUCUUCUUACGAAGUCCGAAGCCCGGCAACCUGCGGCUCAUCCUGUUGUCUUUGUCUCUACCCUCCUCAAACCCAACAGUGUGAAGCUAUCAACAUAGCAAAGUUUGUUCGUCAUCGUCAGACCUCCUCUAGUUCGAGAGGGUUUUGGAGUUUGCCCAAUAUUUAAAUAGCGAAACAUGUGUAUUCGUUUUUGCCUUUCCCACGUCUCACGUCGCACUCCCACGCCUCACGUCAGACGCGGAAGGGUCGUUUGAUUGGGUUUGCUGUAAACUCGUUUCUGAAACUCCGACCAACAUCUCUCUUCACUUUCGCGGGAAACUGAUCGAACUAUUUUUUUAAAGCCUUGAUUCUGAACUAGAUUUCAGCCAAAAAUCUGUACUUAGAUUUCUUCUACUCGCCUCUGUCGAUAAGGCUUCAACGCCGCAACUUCUCCCCUCCGCCAUUGAAGCAAGCCUCAGCGCCGCAAAGAGGUACAACAAUGGUGUAUUGCAAGUUUUGUGCAAAGAAUACCAUAUCAGAGCGAGAUCCUGUUGGCGGCUUCUUAUCCUGUACUUCUUGUGGAAAGGUCAUUGAUCAGGAUGUGUACUCCACCGAUGUUAGCUUCAUCAAAAAUGCUGGAGGGCAGAGCCAAAUGUCAGGUAAUUUUUUAAGGACUGUGCAGAGUGACUAUUCUGAGUCACAUGAAAGGACUUUGAUGAAAGGAAGAGACGAAAUUAGUGACAUGGUAACAAGCCUAUCUGUUGGUGGAGGAAAUUCAAUAAUUGACCAAGCUUUUGCUUUCUAUAAAAUAGCGGUUGAGCGAAAUUUCACUAGAGGGCGGAGAACAUCACAAGUUGCAGCUGCUUGCCUUUACAUUGCAUGCCGGGAAAAUAUGAAGGCGUAUCUUCUUAUUGAUUUUUCAGAGUACCUACAGAUAAAUGUUUAUGUGCUAGGUGCUGUAUUUUUGCAGCUUUGUAAACUCCUAAGGCUUGAAGAACAUCCAAUUGUUCAGAAACCUGUUGAUCCCAGCCUUUUUAUUCAUCGCUUCACAGAGCGUUUAUUGGGAGAAAGAAAUGCCAUGGUUUCCAAAACUGCAUUGCGCAUCAUAGCUAGCAUGAAACGAGAUUGGAUGCAGACAGGGAGAAAACCCAGUGGGUUAUGUGGUGCAGCAUUGUAUAUAUCAGCACUUUCUCAUGGCCUCAAAUACUCAAAGUCAGAUAUUAUAAGUGUUGUACAUAUAUGUGAAGCGACACUGACGAAACGACUAAUUGAAUUUGAGAAUACAGAGUCAGGGAGCCUAACGAUUGAGGAGUUCAACAAGAAGGCAGAAGAGCUUGAAGCACAACCUUGCUUAAGGCAACCAGCAACAUUGGGGUCUAAAAUGUCUGGGACAAUGGAAUUGCUUUGCAAACAUAAGGGUAGCUCAGAGCCUCAUUUUGCUCAUGGACUUUGCAGUGCUUGUUAUGAUGAUUUCAUUAAGCUUUCAGGAGGGCUUCAGGGUGGAUCAGAACCUCCAGCUUUCCAACGUGCUGAAAGGGAGAGAAUGGUCAAAGCCUCUGUUGAGAAGGAUAAAGAACCAACUCUUACUACUAAUUUCCAAAAGGGCAGCAACCAUAAUGAUUUUGUGAAAGAAAUAGAUCCUUCAUCGAAAGGCGUCACAGAUGUGAUUGACAAAAGAAAACUGGAUUUUGGAGUGGAUUUUGGAGAGUCUGCAAGUGCUGGAGCUGCAGUUGGGCAUCAGGUUGCUGAUGAGACAGCUUGCAAUCAACCCUCACAUGCAUGUGAUGAUAUGGCUAACAAAGCUGGUGAUGAAUCUGAAAGCCUUUCUGAUAUAGAUGACGUUGAGGUCAAUGGAUACCUUCAUAAUGAGGAGGAGAAGCGGUAUAAAAAGAUUAUAUGGGAAGAAAUGAAUAGGGAAUAUCUCGAGGAACAAGCAGCUAAGGAAGCGGCAGCUGCUGCUGCUAAGAAAGCUUAUGAGGCCAGCUUUCAAAAUUGCUCAGUGGAUUUGCUCGCUGCACAGGAACUUGCUGCUGCUGCUGCAGCAGCAGUGGCAAAAUCAAAAAAGGAAAGGCAACAAAAACGAGCUGCAGAAGCAAGGAAUGCACCCCCUGCAAAAACAGCUGCAGAAGCUACUCGUCAAAUGUUGACUAAGAAGAGACUAAGCUCAAAGAUCAAUUAUGAUGUCUUGGAGAAGCUUUUUGAUGACUCUUCGACUCCUGAGAACAAGAAAAAACGCAUGGAGUCAGAUGAUGCCAUUAGGCAGGGCACUGACAAGAAAUCAGGCAAGGAAGAAGUUGAACCGGAUUGGAAGGACAACAAUGAUGAGCUGGGUCAAGAAGAGGAAUAUGAAGAGAAUGGCAGUGCUUAUGGCGACUUGUACUAUGAAAAUGAAGAUGGAUAUGGUUACGAUGAAGAUUAUGGUUAUGAUGACUAUUGAUGUGGCAGGUAUACGAAAGAGGAGCCAGAGGUGUUCGAAGACCAUUUCUUCGAGUAAAGCGAUUUAUUUCGACUAGCGCCCUGGUCCGACCAUUAAACUAUCUGUAAUGGAGUAGAGGUAUUGGUAUUUUAUUUCCCUGUGCUAAAAGGCCAUUAUUUGGUGGUAACGCAGCCAAAAUUAUUGCUAGAUCUUGUAGCAAUAAGUUUUACUAGGCUUUUUUUCAGUCGUUUAUUUAUUGUCAUUUUAUCCUUGCUGUGGCUGCUGUUGCUACUUUGAACAGCUUGUGAAUACUAUUAUAUCCAAUAGGGCUGAUAUAGUUUCAAUUUGACUAGUCUUGUAGAUUGGUUCGGUGGGAUAUGAUCUGUUUAUUGGGCUUGAGGCCUAUGCUACCCAGGCCUCAAAAUGUUACUGUUGUGUACCAUGUACUUAUAUGAGAAAAUCAACAGUAAAGGUAUCCAGUUUCAGUAGCAAGGUUCAAUUCAAUAUUGAGAGGUCCAAGGGAAUCUGAUGUAAUCCAUCCGAAUUAUUACUGAUAAAAGGUUAAAGAUAGUCUUUCAUUA
Molecule: messenger RNA, 3053 nt
Organism: Nelumbo nucifera (sacred lotus)
Lineage: Eukaryota; Viridiplantae; Streptophyta; Magnoliopsida; Proteales; Nelumbonaceae
Product: Cyclin/Brf1-like TBP-binding protein
Biological process (GO): DNA-templated transcription initiation; transcription by RNA polymerase III; transcription preinitiation complex assembly
Cellular component (GO): transcription factor TFIIIB complex; nucleus; transcription preinitiation complex
Molecular function (GO): RNA polymerase III general transcription initiation factor activity; TBP-class protein binding; RNA polymerase III type 3 promoter sequence-specific DNA binding
Source: RefSeq, a predicted model, not a curated record